GUCUCUCUCCUGCUUUUAUGUUACAUUAAACGUUUCAUCUCUCUGAUCGUAUCGACUAUCGAGAAUGGCAAAAAGUUUCAGAACCAAAAAUCUUGAGACAAUUUCGUUCGUCGACUGUGUCGUCCUCUAUCUGCAGCUCACCUCCACCGUUGGACUCCUUGAUUUACGAACGGAACCGGAGAAUCAGAUUCAGGUACGGCCGGGUGCAUCGUUCAAGAUCGCCUUGUUUGCUGACCUGCAUUUUGGAGAGGCCGCGUCGACAGACUGGGGUCCCACACAAGAUGCCAACUCUAUCAAGGUCAUGUCCAGUGUACUUGACGAUGAAACUCCAGAUUUUGUAGUGUACCUUGGAGAUGUGAUCACGGCCAGCAACAUAGCAAUUGCAAACGCAAGCUUGUAUUGGGACCAAGCAAUCUCUCCAACUCGAGCCAGAAGGAUUCCAUGGGCAAGUGUGUUUGGAAACCAUGAUGAUGCCCCAUUUGAAUGGCCAUUAGAGUGGUUCUCACCUCCUGGAAUUCCUCCACUUCGUUGCCCUUCAAACACUUCUUCAUGCCCAGGGGAAGAAGACUGUAGAUUCAGAGGCACAGGAAGAUUGGAGUUGAUGAAAAAUGAGGUUGAGCUUAAUGGGUUGUCACAUUCAAGAAAUGGGCCUAAAGAACUUUGGCCAAGUGUGUCCAACUAUGUCCUCCAACUCUCAUCAUCAGAAUAUCCACAUUCAGCCGUGGCAUUUCUCUACUUUCUUGAUUCUGGUGGGGGUUCCUAUCCAGAUAUAUCAAAUGCUCAAGCCGAAUGGUUCAACAAUAAAUCUCAACAUAAUAACCCUGACUCAAGGGUGCCAGAGAUAGUUUUCUGGCAUAUACCAAGUAAAGCGUAUAAAAAAGUGGCCCCAUUUUUCCGCAUAAGAAAGCCUUGUGUGGGUUCAAUCAACGAGGAGGAGAUUGCUGCUCAAGAGGCCGAAACUGGUAUCAUGAAACUUCUUGUUGAAAGGUCUUCUGUUAAGGCAGUUUUUGUGGGACACAACCAUGGCCUGGACUGGUGCUGCCCCUACAAGGAACUUUGGUUGUGCUUUGCUAGGCAUACUGGAUAUGGUGGGUAUGGAAACUGGGCUAGAGGAGCUAGAAUAAUGGAAAUCUCUCAGCAGCCCUUCUCUAUUAGAUCUUGGAUAAGGAUGGAAAAUGGUCUUGUUCACAGUGAAGUUGUCUUGAGUCCUUGAGGUGUGUCCACACAGUAUCUUGUCUCACCAGCUGUAUAUAUGUAUGUAUGGAAAAUAAUGAAUUAAUAACGCCAUUAUGCGAUAAGUUUCAGUUCUUCAA
Molecule: messenger RNA, 1313 nt
Organism: Ziziphus jujuba (common jujube)
Lineage: Eukaryota; Viridiplantae; Streptophyta; Magnoliopsida; Rosales; Rhamnaceae
Product: probable inactive purple acid phosphatase 16
Cellular component (GO): cytoplasm
Molecular function (GO): hydrolase activity, acting on ester bonds
Source: RefSeq, a predicted model, not a curated record